This is a messenger RNA of Fonsecaea nubica, 492 nucleotides long. RefSeq lists its product as hypothetical. The record is from RefSeq and is a predicted model, not a curated record. The transcript has a single exon. The coding region runs from base 1 to 492 and encodes 163 amino acids. NCBI's taxonomy places the organism in Eukaryota, Fungi, Ascomycota, Eurotiomycetes, Chaetothyriales, Herpotrichiellaceae.
AUGGAAGCCAAGGACAUUGGUGACCCUUUGAGGAUCAUCAGGUCCCUGGAAGAGAAUCAACAUGCAGCGAGUGAAAUAUUAACCAUUAACAACACUGUUUUCCGUCGCUGGAUGACUCUCGUUGCGGUGAAGACCACGGCAAAGUUGUACACCCGGAUAGGCUGCUGUUUUCGAAUCACACCAAACAAGAUCGUCAAAACCGGGCUAACCGUCCACCUGACCGAAGGGGCAACAGCCGCAUUUGUCGCCCAGAACACAUCCGUUCCGGUGCCAAAGAUCUAUUGUUGUUUCCUCCACAAGAACCGCGCUUACAUCGUGAUGGAGAGGAUUCAAGGUGAUAACCUGGCGAGGGUGUGGUCCAUGUCGUGCAAAAAGCCUGGAUUCGAACAGUUUCGCCGCAAAAUCCUUGACCAGCUGAAGGGCGUGAUACAAGAGUUGCGCUCGCUCCAACCACCUCCAGGCACUGGAGUUGAGAGUUACGCUGGCGGAUAA